AUGGCAGUCUUGAAAGACGUGAAGAAGAAACCCUCAAAGACUGCGAAGGCAAGCGCGUCUCCCGCCUCAAACUCCACAGGCAUAAAAUCAACCACCGGAAUGGGGAAGAAUGAGAAAGAUACAUCUGCCUCUGAAAGACCGGCGUUGUCGCCCGCUCUCCUAGCGAUGGUCACCAGCUUCCUCACCGCCUAUGGGUUUGACAAGACCAGCAAUGUUUUCGGUGAAGAACUAAAGGAGAGCAAAAUGAUUAGGAAGGCAGGAAACAAGUCCAGCGGUUCAGCAACCGCCAAUACGCCGUUGCUAGUCGAGCUUUUUGAGAACUGGAACCGUAACCUUAGAAAACAAGGUCCGAAACAAAAGGUUGUCGCAAAGCAAUCCAGUGAGGAAGACAGUGAUGGAAGCAAUUACAGCGAUUCCGAUUCAAGCUCGUCUGCCUCUAGUGACUCUGACGUCUCCAUGGAGGAUGCAUCUUCAUCUUCAACCUCUUCCUCGUCGUCUUCAAAUGAUGAUAGUAGUGAUGAAGAGGAGGAGGAGAAAGGGCAGGAGGACAACAAGGCAACUGCUCCCAAAUCGAAAACACUAAAGCGCAAACAGGAUGACGCAUCGAGUUCUUCAUCUUCUGGUUCUGACUCGGAUGAGGGCCGUCCUCCGGCAAAGCGGACAAAGCUGCCGACUAACGGGAAAGGGAAAUUAAAGUCAAGCGCAUCAGAUAAAUCCUCCAGUUCAGAUUCGUCCUCGGAGUCCACGUCAGAAUCAUCCUCUGGCUCCUCCUCAGACUCCGAUUCCGACUCUUCAUCUGCGUCUGACAAGAAGAAGUCGAAAAAGAAGUCAAUUCCAAAAUCAGCUACCGCCGCUGACGUUGCCGCAAUUGCGGCCAAAAUCCCGCUUCCCGAGUCCGAAGAAAGCGAUUCAGCCAACUCUUCGUCAUCUUCAUCAUCAUCAUUCUCCUCUUCAGGUUCAUCCGAUGGUGAGGAUAUGAGUGCGGACCGCAAGCCCUCGGCCGAUUCAAGCGCAACACUUGGCGGCAACUCCUCAUCCAGCGAUUCCUCUGACUUCUCCUCCUCGUCCAGCUCGUCAUCUUCCAAAUCUUCCGUGGGCAAGAAAAAACCCAAGGAAGCCAAGAAACAGACAAAUUCCAUUGCCAAAUCCAAAUCCAAAUUCUCCAGCCCCAGCGCCCUCAAGAAUCCCCCUUCCAGUACCUCCACAUCCAAUGCAAAGUCAACGCCCCUCUCUACCCCAGCUGGAUCUACCCCCCAAGUCAAACAUUCAGGUGCUAAACCGACUCCAUUGGCACUAGCCAGCAUGAAACCUCACGAUGACCAUCCCUCUAACGCAUAUGUCCCGUAUGCAUAUGCUGAACGAGCACAUAAGGACCUCUCGGUUACUCGAGGCAAGGGGUUCACAAAGGAGAAGAACAAGAAGAAGCGCGGUUCUUACCGUGGUGGACCUAUCGACAUUGGUCCAGGGAAGUCCUUUAAGUUUGAAGAUUAG
Molecule: messenger RNA, 1491 nt
Organism: Paracoccidioides lutzii Pb01
Exons: 2
Coding region: 1-1491 (496 amino acids)
Source: RefSeq, a predicted model, not a curated record